UUUCCCACCUUCGAAUGCGGGAACAUGACCAUGCUGCUUUGUUUCGAAGCUUCUGUCGGCAUCUUGAUGGGAAUCUAUAUAGAUCAGCAUGCGUAUCUCUGAGCUGCCAAACAUCCAUCAACUCGUCCUUCGACUCUACGCUCUUUUAGCACUUUCCGUGCACCCACUGCUCUUCAGCACCCAGUCGCCAUGAUCUUCAAGGCCACAACCUUCAAUGCGCUAGUCGCACUUGCAUCUGCUCAGCAAACUGCAGCACCUCAAUACGAUGAUCUCGCAUCGGCCAAUGCGGCGUUGUCGUCGAUGGCCUCUGUCAACUCUGCACUCUCUGCAUCCAUGUCCGUCCUGCAAGCCCAGGUCGGCGUGGUCGCCAUCGUUGCAGGUGUUGGUUCCGGUCCAAUUACCAAGGAUAUCCAAGGUAAUGCCGGCAAGAACUUCAUCCCCGGUGCAACCAUCGCAGGCCCAGAUGGUGCUAUGGUGACAUGCCCAGCAGCCAGCUACAAUUGUCCUACGCCUUCCACAACGACCGUUGUCGUGACACAGACUGCUGCACCAGCAGUCAUCACACAAACUGUCAACGUACCUGUUGCCUUGGCGGCACCCAUCACAGUGCUCGUUGCUGGUGCAGCACAAGUCAUCACGGCCGUCGACCAGCCCAUCACCACAGUCGUUGCUGCGCGCGAUGGCACAUCGACCGUCAUUGUCGGUUCAUUCGCUACAAAUCUAGCAGCACCACAAGGGCCUGGUUUCGGUUCUGCUGGCCAUGCACCUCCCCAGGCAGGUAUCAUGCCUGGUGGUGUUCCUGCUGCUCCUGGUGCUGGCAUCGCGGGUAUCCCUACAACAACGGCCUUUGUUCUUGCUGGCUCUCGUACAGUGGCUACACUUGCCAUCUUCCCAACACUGGUCGUGUCUCCUUCGGUCAUCACAACCACGGAGAUGUACUACUCGACCACAUUGCUGACCGCGCCUCCUUCCGGUGUGACCACAUUGACUCUCGCUGAUGGUCAGGUCGUCACACUUGCUGCUGGCGCUGCUCCUCGUUCAUCCGUCUUGGCAUUGAAGAGGACAUUGACCAUGACUCGCGAUAUCACUGCAACAAGCACCACAACAAUGACUGUGACAGACCCUGUCACGACCAUUAGCUCAACUGUUGUUCAGACUUCUACCGGAACCGUCACUACUUGGAUGGCUGCGUCUUCUAUGGCAGCACUCGCAACCAUGUCCAGCAAUGGAACCUUCACCAACGGUGUGUCCUCCGGCGCCAAUGGAACCUCAGGCCUCUCUGGUGUGGCUUCUGGCAAUGCCAGUCCUGGUCUUUCUGGUGGUGCCGCUUCUGGCAACGCCACCUCUGGUCUCUCUGGUAUUCCAGCUGGCAUCGCGUCUGGCUCAAACAACACGACCACUACCAAUCUUCCCGUUCCUGCUAGCAACAGCAACAGCAACAGCAACAGCAACAGCACUGGCCUGACAGGCCCUGCUUCAACUAACAGCUCUGGUCUGCUUUCCGGUUCGAACGCUGCCCCAGCUAGCAAUGCCACAAGUGUCCUGUCUAGCAUCGUUGCAAGCAGCACUUCCGCCGACUUGACUGCAUUGCCUACCAUGCCAGUCAGUAACAGUUCAGGGAUGAUUGGCUCAAGCACUAUCGGAGCCGUCCCAUCUGCCAUUCUCGCCAACAGCUCGGUCGUCUCGUUGAGCAGCUUUGUACCUGCUGCUACAACGAUGUUGACGCUCACCUCAUCUCCCUCUGCGAGCAUGAUGGUCAGUAAUAUGAGCGCUUCCUCCACUGUGCUUUCAUCAGAGUCCAGCACCAUUGUUGCCUCGACCACUGCUGCCACGUCCACGGACAGUUCCUCCAUCGUUGUGUCGUCAUCAAGCACCGAUAUCAGUAGCGCUACUGCGACCCUGUCCGCUACCGUCACCAGUUCAAGCUCCUCUGCAAUGAUCUCAGCCACAGACUCUGCAAGCUCUACCGGUACGUCAAGCAUUGAGCCUGCAAGCACGUCAUCAGUCGUAACUUCGACUUCCACUACCACUGAUUCAUCUACUUCUGCGCUGCCCACAACGACCAGCUCUGAAGUGUUGAGCUCUUCAUCGACUUCUUCCUCUGCUAUGCCGACGAGCACGUCUGAAGUGUCAAGCUCAAGCGCGACGAGCACGACUUUCAUCUCAAGUACAGCUAGUGCCUCUGCGUCAAGUACUUCGACAAUCUAGAAAUGGAAAAGCCUUGUAUUGUGUUUACGGCCUAGCAUUGGAGCGUUUGUAGCAUUUGAAGUUCGAACAUGCAUCUUGCCCAUCUGAAUUCCUCCACU
Protomyces lactucae-debilis is the source of this 2306-nucleotide messenger RNA. RefSeq lists its product as uncharacterized. Lineage: Eukaryota; Fungi; Ascomycota; Taphrinomycetes; Taphrinales; Protomycetaceae. The coding region runs from base 190 to 2208 and encodes 672 amino acids. The transcript has a single exon. The record is from RefSeq and is a predicted model, not a curated record.